This is a messenger RNA of Anisakis simplex (herring worm), 1638 nucleotides long. Lineage: Eukaryota; Metazoa; Nematoda; Chromadorea; Rhabditida; Anisakidae. The record is from the annotation of a GenBank genome assembly.
AUGUUCUCAGCAAUCCAGUUCUUCAUCGUUUUGCUUGCGUUGUCAUGUGCGACUGACGCCCUAUACAGGGUACAACUGACUAGAAGAAAACGAAUACUGAACACCGAAGCAAAAAGAAAACCCUCGCCCAGUCGGUCUUUCCGUUACUUCGCCAAUAAGUUUACGUACCCGCCAAUGUUGGCAGAGGAACCAUACGACUUGCCGUUAAAUAAUUACAAGAACACCAUUUACACGGGAACAAUCACAAUUGGAGUGCCACCGCAGGAAUUCGAGGCGAGUUUUUAUCAUUUUGAAAACAAAGUGAAUUUCGAUACCGGAUCAGACCUGCUGUGGGUAAACUGUGCUGGUUGCUCAGCUGGGGAUUGUCAGAAACGUGCGGCGUUCAAUUGCUCUCAAUCACGAUAUUGCUCUCCGGUUGACGCCAAACCAGAUCCCAUUAAGUACGCCAAAGGCCAUGCUUGGGGUCCUAUUGACAAGGAUUAUGUUUGUGUAUGCCUGAAAAUAGUGGUUAUUAUUGAACAGAUCUUCGACUCGGCAAAUUCGUUCCUCGAAUUUUUGUCGAGGAGCGAACUGGCUGAGUUGAGCAUUGGCGAUGCAAGCAGUGGAUUUUGCGGCCGUAAAAGACAAAAUCUCACAUGUGCAAUGCAAAGAGGUGAACUGGCCAUAUUGGAAGAUGGAAUUUUUGGUUUGUCUGCGGAGGGGUUGCAGCCGGGAACGGAGUCUGCGAUGGGGCAGCUUCUUCGAUAUUCCGGUUGCGAAGAGAAAAAAGUCGCGUUCUGGUUGAACAGAGAUUCAGAGGCGAAAAACGGUGGAGAGGUGACGAUAUGUGGUGUGGACAAAAAUCAUUAUCAGGGUGAUCUCGUAUGGAUUCCGCUCGAGCAUGGACCGCAUUGGUACGUCCGAAUGGAUGACGUACUUAUCGGUUCACAUCGGAUGUCGUUAGGUCAAACCGAAGCAGUUAUCGACUCUGGUUGGUCGUAUAUGGCUGUGCCAUCCGAAGAAUAUUUCAAGGUAACUUUCAAUGCAAGGAAUUCACUGUUAUGUCGUUGUUCGAGCGUUGAUGAGCUUCCAACAUUGACAUUCGUUUUGAAUGGAAACCCCUUCAGCAUUCCUCCGGAAGCGUAUGCAGUAAAAGUGUUAUUCGAUACGGGGUCAUGGCCGUUAUGGGUAGACUGUGUGGGAUGCUCGGAUGAGGAGUGUCAGAAACGUGCGAAAUUCAGUUGUUCUCAAUCAACAACUUGCUCUCUUGUCAACGUGAAACCAACCUUUUGUCCGUAUGUCCAAGGCGAAGUUUCAGGUCCUCUAGACAGGGACGUUGUCUGUAUUGGUAAUUCAAGCAAUAGAUUUUGCACCGAAGUGAGUCAAAAUUUCGUGUGUGCAACCAAAAGAAAUGGCAUAGAGAUGCAAUCCGUGCAUGAUAAAUAUGAGUUCUCAUGCGAUGGCGUAUUUGGUUUGUCUGCGGAAGGGGAAUCGCCGGAGGAGGAGUCUGCGAUGGGGCAGUUCCUUCGGAAUUCUGCUUGCAAGGAGAAGAAAGUCGCAUUCUGGUUGAAUAGAGAUUUCGGUGCGGAAAACGGUGGAGAGGUGACGAUUUGUGGUGUGGACAAAAAUCAUUAUCAGGUUAUACCUCUUCGAGAAUUU